UCAAAGUCAUAUUCAUCUGGAAUAUAAAAGCUUUGGUUUUCCUCAGAUAUUGGAUCAGAAAGAUACACUUUCAGUUUCACCAUUCGUGACUCACCAAAUCACUUUGUGAAUGUAUCCUCCUGGGGCAGUGAAGACUACAUCCGCUCGCUGUCUGACAACUUCAAGGUUGGUGAGUGUGUGAUAAUUGAAAAUCCCUUGAUCCAAAGAAAGGAGACAGAAAGAGAAGAAAAGUUUAGCCCUGCAACUCCUAGCAACUAUAAACUAUUACUCAGUGAGAAUCACUCAAUGGUAAAAGUUUGUUCCCCUUAUGAAGUGGAUACCAAGUUACUUUCUUUGAUACACUUGCCUGUUAAAGAAUCUCGAGAUUAUUACUCAUUGGCUGACAUUGUUGCAAAUGGACACAGUCUUGAUGGGAGGAUUAUUAAUGUGCUGGCAGCUGUGAGAUCGGUUGGAGAGCCAAAAUACUUUACAACUUCAGACCGAAGAAAAGGCCAGAGGUGUGAAGUUAAACUCUUUGAUGAAACAGAGCCUUCCUUCACAAUGACAUGUUGGGAUAAUGAAUCCAUUCUACUUGCACAGAGCUGGAUGGCGCGAGAAACAGUAAUAUUUGCCUCCGAUGUGAGAAUAAAUUUUAACAAAUUUCAGAACUGCAUGGCAGCAACCGUAAUCUCAAAAACCAUUAUCACAGUGAAUCCAGAUACACCUGAAGCCAAUAUCCUACUGAAUUAUAUAAGAGAAAAUAAAGAGACAAAUGUAGCUGAUGAAAUUGACAGUUAUUUGACAGAAUCCGUAAACCUAAACACAAUAGUUAAUGUCUAUACAGUGGAACAGUUAAAAGUCAAAGCUUUGAAAAAUGAAGGAAAAGCUGAUCCUCUCUAUGGUAUCCUUUAUGCUUACAUUUCUACAUUGAACAUUGACGAUGAAACUACCAAAGUACUUAGAAACAGAUGUUCCAGCUGUGGUUAUAUUGUGAAUGAAGCCUCCAAUACUUGUACAAUUUGCAACAAAGAUUCUUCCAGAUUUAAAUCUUUUUUUCUCAGUUUUGAUGUGCUAGUUGAUCUUACUGACCACACUGGAACACUUCAUUCCUGCAGUCUCUCAGGAAAUAUUGCUGAGGAAACUUUGGGCUGCACGAUAAGUGAGUUUCUUGCAAUGACAAGUGAACAGAAAACAAAGCUGAAGUGGCAACUUCUUUUGGAAAGAAGCAAAAUUUAUUUAAAAAUGGCAGAGAAUGGGAGAAGAAAUGUCCACACUGAUAUGACUAUGAUGACCCCUUCUGUGGUUCUUUUGAUUUUAUCACACAGAGCAAGGGGUGGACUGAAAGUGACCAUACUCUCCUGUAAGCUUGCAGACCCUACCGAGGCAAGCAGGAACCUGGCUGGACAAGGACACACUUAAAACCAGAUUUUGUUCCAAAUUCCGAGGAAAUAUAGACAUUUAACUCUUAAGAUGGAAUGUUAACUUGAGAAUUAUGUGUAAAAUUACAUUUUUCCUAAAUGUGGUAAAACUAUUUCUUAGAUUGCCACUUUUUCCUUUUGGAGUUAGCCCAGCCCCCUGGAAUACCAUUUCUACUAGCUUUACCCUGUCUUCUCUUACAUAGGGAAAUGUUUGCUUAUGUACAGAAAUAAACAUGCUUGAUCUCCCUCACA
This is a messenger RNA of Grammomys surdaster, 1649 nucleotides long. RefSeq names its product meiosis specific with OB-fold (gene Meiob). Gene Ontology annotation, molecular function: single-stranded DNA binding; single-stranded DNA 3'-5' DNA exonuclease activity. The coding region runs from base 286 to 1398 and encodes 370 amino acids. Gene Ontology annotation, biological process: resolution of meiotic recombination intermediates. The record is from RefSeq and is a predicted model, not a curated record. NCBI's taxonomy places the organism in Eukaryota, Metazoa, Chordata, Mammalia, Rodentia, Muridae. The transcript is spliced from 12 exons.